UUCCUCGUUCGUAAGCCUCUGAAAAUGUGUAUUUAAAGCAUGGAGCACCAACAAACUUCACUCUCUUCAUCAAGUGAGCAGUAGUUCAUUGGUGUUGUGCACUCGUUGGCAUGAAUCUUGUCUUGAUAAUUUUGUCUUCACUGGUCUCCCACGUGGCUUCGGUGGGAACAUCUGUGAUCACUCUCUUGGAUGAUGACAUGAGUGGUCACCCACUUUGCCAAGCCGAGGAUCUUCUGGCUUGCCAAAAGGCUCAAGUUGAUGUGGAUGGCGUCCUUAACAAUGAUCCCAUUAUCUUCCCAUAUGAACUUACCUUGGAAAAGACCAUGGAUUAUGAGGACGGGAGUGGCACAAGAGUCAUGGAGCUAAAGACGACUGAGGGGAAUUCAAGCAUGGCCUUGAUCACUAUCACUGACGAGAAGAUUGUCACCGUCAGCAUUGACACGUCUCAUGGGCUGGAUUUCAAUCUUCUCAAUUGCGGACCAGGCUUUUACUUGUGGCGGACGGUCAACGAGACUUUCUAUGACCACUUCGAUUUAAACCCAAAGGGUCUAAAUCAAACCGAUUCCAAUCGAAAGCUUGAUCCAGCUUUGACCCAACUGAUGGAGGAAUCUCGCCAGUCCAGUCAACAAGCCACCAUCACGAUUAAAUUAUACUACACUCCGGCUCUUCAAGACAGUCAACUGAAUGUUAGGGCAACUUUGGCCAACAAUAUUGCUCGCACUAACAUGAUCAUGCGCAACACAAAUAUUCCUCUAACAAUCCAAGGCAUUUGUCCCGAGCUUAUACCCGUCAGCGAGAUUGGAUCAGCACCAGCCAUCCUCAACAGAACUGUUCUUCAGUUUAACAAUUUGGACGAGCUCUAUGAUGGGGCAGAUCUGGCAAUGUUGGUGACUCUUGGUUGUGCAUUCCAAAGAGUUUGUGGUAUGGCAGCUACCAUCAAUGUUAUUAACCCCCUGUAUAAUUAUUAUGGGGUGCCAGUUCGUUUAGCUUGGACUAUCGCUCUUAUGAACCCAUUUUCCGUCUUUACCCACGAACUUGGUCAUCUGUUGGGAGGCUUGCAUAAUCGAGAAACGAUUAAUUGCCGUGGAAAUUGUCCUUCGACCGCCCUUGGCUUUUUGGUGCAAGGUCUUCCAUAUCACACUGUCAUGGCAUAUGAGAACAGCAAGCACCCUUUUCCCAUUGAUUACUUUUCUACUCCAACCCUGGGCUACAAUGAUGGGGCUAAUCCAAUUGGCACUCCCGUGGAUGAUGUUCGAAGUACCAUUCUUUCCACUCGUUUUCCAAUCAGUCGCUUAGGCAAUGACCAAUGUCAACGAGGUUGCUUUAACAGGGACACUUGGAGCACGUGUUGGGAUUGGCGACAAAGUGGCUACUGCCAGCACACCUAUGUGUCUUACAUGAGGGCCAAUUGUGCGCUUGUAUGCGGCUUUUGUUGAUCGACACACAAUUUGGAUAAAAGCAAAAUAACCGCUGUCAAUUGGCUUAACUAUGGUUUUGUUCAUUUCUAAAUUGUAUCAAAAUUUAAGCCACAUCGAGUUUC
This is a messenger RNA of Tigriopus californicus, 1540 nucleotides long. RefSeq lists its product as uncharacterized. Gene Ontology annotation, molecular function: metallopeptidase activity. The record is from RefSeq and is a predicted model, not a curated record. NCBI's taxonomy places the organism in Eukaryota, Metazoa, Arthropoda, Copepoda, Harpacticoida, Harpacticidae. The transcript has 4 exons. Bases 111 to 1436 code for a protein of 441 amino acids.